AUGUCUGCCAACGAUUACUACCAGCACGGCCCACCUCCUCAGGGCUACGGCGGCGGGCCCCAAUACCCCCAACAGUCCUACGGCCCUCCUCCUCCACAAGGUGGUGGAUACUACCAGCAAGGACCACCUCCGAUGCAAUACCAACAACAAGCUCCUCCCCCCCAAAAGAGUGGCGGCGGCGGCUGUCUGCAGGGCUUUCUCGCAGCGCUGUGCUGUUGCUGCGUCUGCGAAUCAUGUUGUGAUUGCGCCGAGUUGUGCUGCUGA
Diaporthe amygdali is the source of this 264-nucleotide messenger RNA. RefSeq lists its product as uncharacterized. NCBI's taxonomy places the organism in Eukaryota, Fungi, Ascomycota, Sordariomycetes, Diaporthales, Diaporthaceae. The transcript has 2 exons. Bases 1 to 264 code for a protein of 87 amino acids. The record is from RefSeq and is a predicted model, not a curated record.